Stomoxys calcitrans (stable fly) is the source of this 1383-nucleotide messenger RNA. RefSeq names its product AF4/FMR2 family member lilli. The coding region runs from base 1 to 1383 and encodes 460 amino acids. NCBI's taxonomy places the organism in Eukaryota, Metazoa, Arthropoda, Insecta, Diptera, Muscidae. The transcript is spliced from 6 exons. The record is from RefSeq and is a predicted model, not a curated record.
AUGGAAAAUGUUGUUGCUGCCACAGCCCAUCAUACCACUACAUCAACUGCCGCUACCACUACAACACAGCAGCAUCAACAACAACAACAUCCACACCCCCAAACAGCAACAGUGGCUCCCGGGCCACCCACUGGCGGUGGUGGCAUUUCGCCACCUCCAGUUCCACCUCCUCCAGCAGCGAAGAAGAGUUCAACCACAUUGUCGGUGGAUAGGGCUGCAUUUUUGUUGUUGCGUGUCAAAAAGGCAUUCAAGAGGAAACGCCAACAUCGCAAAGAAAAACAAGCUCAAGCCCUAAAUGCUGCACUCAACAAUCAACAAGGACGACCAGGACGUGGCAAAGUCCCACCACCACUGUUGCGUUCCCGUACAUUGCCGGCAAUAAUAGUGCCAGGUAUACCGGUGGUAUCCUUGCACACCGACAAAUCUCAAUUUCAAUGGGACGAACGCUUUAGCUCUGGUCGAGCCUCAACGUGCAGCGGAAAUCGUUGGUCUUUAUUGACACGUAAUACCACAACAACGCCAACGGCCACCUCGGCCACAGCGGACGAUGGCAGUUUCAUCUAUCGUCGCAAAUCCUCAGGCAGCACACCGCACGGCAGUAGCGGUGCGGCAUUGGCGGAGGCAGCCGCCAUAGCCAGUGGCAAUACAACCGGAACAUCUGGUAGUGGUGGCUCUGGCAGUGCUCAAACACCCGAUGCUUCGAUGGCAUACCGAACAUCGGGCCCAGGACAGACAGCAACUACAUUGGCCGCAACACCCGGAGAUGACUUUGAGAGUUAUGCAGCCGAUGGUUCGGUGUUAUUGAGAAUACCGGCACCACAUGUUGUGGCCGCACGUGCCUAUCGAUUGGCAUCGAAGAAACGUUCCACAUCGAUAUUUGCCUCCACCUCGGGGGCUGCGGCCUCGGGCUCGGAUGGGGCGCGUUAUUCGGCGGAUAAUACGCCCACCUUAGAGACGGGUUGUCAAAUUCCCGGCUUUGGUGGAUGCGGAAGCAAUAGCGGCUGCUCAUCCGACCAAUAUGGCAUCACUGUAUCCGGUUAUUCUUCCAGCUCCACCGUCAGCAGCAGCAACAACACAUCCUCGUCAUCGACAUCGAAUAUAGCCAUAACAAGGCGUUUAGUCAAAUUGCUCCAUCAAUCAAGCUCCAGCAUCUCAUCAAAGUCGCAACAGCAGCAGCAGCAGCAACAACAACAACAGCAGCAAUAUAACCAGCAGCUAUUACAGCAACAGCAAUACCACUAUGAUAUGAACUUUUGUGGCCUGUCUGCUGUUGAAGAUGCUCCACGUCGUCUCUCCUGGGAAAGCACUUCCGAGGGGGGUGGCAGUUCACUAAAGCGACGUUUGGUGUACUCUCUGAAGCCAGCUCAAUCGGCCUUCCUUUGA